Drosophila ficusphila is the source of this 6728-nucleotide messenger RNA. RefSeq names its product CUGBP Elav-like family member 2. The transcript is spliced from 6 exons. The record is from RefSeq and is a predicted model, not a curated record. The coding region runs from base 3786 to 5708 and encodes 640 amino acids. Gene Ontology annotation, biological process: mRNA splice site recognition; regulation of alternative mRNA splicing, via spliceosome. Gene Ontology annotation, cellular component: nucleus; ribonucleoprotein complex; cytoplasm. NCBI's taxonomy places the organism in Eukaryota, Metazoa, Arthropoda, Insecta, Diptera, Drosophilidae. Gene Ontology annotation, molecular function: mRNA 3'-UTR binding.
UUUGCAUAAUUAGUGGACGAUAAGAACUUUGCUUUGAGUCAGUCGAAAGUACAGUGGUUACUGGAUAAAGGUUAGGGUUUUAGGGAAAGUGUAUAUACAUUUUGAAAAGCAAAAAGCUUUCAACUUCAAAUAGGUUAAAACGAAGUUGGAAUUCACAGCUAUAAAGAUACAUUUUAAUAAGUGUUCCUUAUAGCCAUUUACCACUUUUAGUAGCUAUCGCGAACUUGUUGCCCCACUCUAUUUACCUGUGAAAAUAAGCCGAGCAAUCGCUUGGAGAAUAAUUGAAUUCACACCGAAUACAGAACAGCUGACGGGCUUUGGGUCAAAAUGGGGUAAAGGGAUGGGUAAGGCCAAUGUAAGUUGGCGAAUGAAACAGACAAAAAAGCGAUUUCCGAUCCAAUUGGCGUUCCGGCCGAGUGACUCGAGUGUGUGAGCUUGGAGCUGGGUGUGUUCGGGCCAUAAAUAGCCUCGGAUGAAGGCUGUCGAUGAGCUGAGCCCCUUCAGCACCCAUCGUCACCUCGCCGCCACACGCUCUCACCUACAAGGUCAACCUUUAGACCUCAACUUAGCAUCCCAUUUAGGUGAUAAAAGUAUAACAACACACAAAGCACAUAUAACAUAUCUAUAAACACCAACAGAAAAAAGAACCAACAAGUGUUUGUAGACCUUUGGUACAAAAUUCCACUAAUUGUAAUCCGAUUUUUCCUUCACGUAAUGCUCUUUGAAACCAAAAUGAAUCAUCUGGCUGGGGAAAACUGUCCCUCACAAAAUAAUCACUCAAAGGCGAAGUCAACAAACGGAAAUUGUCACUUGUCAAAUUUUCUUUCGCUUUUUCAUUUUCGAGGAGCCUCACACGAGGCAAACGGCACAGAAAGGAAAACUUGAGUGCAGCCCGUAUUAAAUACAAAAUGUCAACGGCUCGUCAAAAGUCAAAUACAUUUUUCAAGAAACUCAAAAGUAUUUUAGAAUCUACACAAACAAAAAAUUGACUUUGAAUUUUGAGUGAAUAGAAACACUAUAAUUAUGUAUAAUUAUAACCAACACUUUCAAUUAACUUGUGUUUUGUUAUAUGGGUUAAAGAUUAACAUAUUUUGUUUUUACUUUAUUUCUAAAUUGAAACAUAAAAUAUUCUUGUGGAUAUACAUUUCUUGAUGUGUAGACAGAUUUAACAUGAGUUCAAUUCGAAUAUUAUUUUGUUGGUUGCAAUUUUACGUUAGAGACUCAACAAUUUCAUAAAGAUCUUUAGGAUUAUUUAUAUUUAUUUUAAAAUUCAUGUAUUUUUUCCGUAUUAUUUUGAUGCAUUCUUAAGUCUCUUCCGUCUUGCAUUUACUUCUUUCCGAACCUCAAACUCACUUUCGAUAUUCUUCGUAACAGAAACCUCGACACUAGAUUUUAUCGUGCUUCGAAUGGCCCGCUUUUAAUGGAAAAGCGUAACUUUCCGCUCUGAAUAUUUUCAUUUAACAGCGAUAAUAACAACAAGCAACCGCAAUAGAAACAACAAGCCGAAAACAAACCACAUGAGCCGCUGAGCCAAAAGCAAAGUUCAGAGUGUAAAUGCGAAGUUUAUGUGAUAAUUGCGAGCGAGUUUGCUGGCAAGUAAAUUGCAGCUUGAAGCUCGAAGCGCAUGAGACAACCUGAUAAUAAUACAAAGUUUAGAAAAAGUGGGUUAGAAUAUUUACAAAUUCGAAUGCUUUAGCCCGACUAAUCAGCUCACUUAGAGAAAAGCAGUACUCCACAAUUUCAAUUCGUCGGAGGCCCAGCGAAGCGUUAACAAAAUGAUUACGAAAAUGUCACAACGAGUAUAUAUAGUAAUAGCCAUUCGGACGACGAAUCAAUUGGUUUCGCAUAUGUCGCAACCAGCAACAGAAAACUGUUCCACUUCGAGCCACCUGCAAAAUGGAAACUCUCGUCAAUAUUUGCACUUUCUUCUGAGUUACAUUCCAAGAAAAGAGAGAGAGGCGAAGGGGAAACUUGUCUAUUUACGCAUAUUUAUGUCUAUAUGUUGGCCGUGUACAAACAAGAAGCCAUCAGCUUCGACAUCAGCCACAGCAUCAUCAUCAUCAUCAUCGUCUUCUUUAGGCAGUCUGUCAAUAGACUGGCAAACGUCAAUUUCAGUUGGGUCAGAAGAAAUUGAAAAUAGAAAGGCGAGGCAGGUGGGGCGGGGAAAACUCGGACGGGGGAAACUAAAAAUUAGAAAACACGAGUACUCCAAGGAAAUAUUCAAAUUUCACAGAAUUUCAAAAAGAACUGAAGCCACAAAAUCAAUUCGAGCCAAUUGCGUUCGACCAGAUUUGAAAUGACCAACAAAAUGAAAAUAAGUUUUGAGGGAAUUUCGACAAAUUUGCACUCCUAGAAAAUGAAUAUUUCUUUGCCAUUUAUAAUUUUUUCUUUGUGAGGUAGAAAAUCCUGCAUAUUGAUAGUACGAAAUCCAACAUAUUGCAAUUUUGUAGGCAAGUUUCAGAGAGAAAUAUUAAUUCAACUGAAAGGUCAUCGAAGUUUUAGUCAUUUAAGUAUAGAAAAUGAAACAGCUGUUCAUAUAACAUAUUCCACAAUGAAAAUGUAAAUUUAGCAUACAUAUAAUUUUGAGUAAGAUAAUGGUCAACCCUUUUAGGUAAACUUCCCAGGGAAAUAACCGAAACUUCAGUGUCAAACAAUUGUCGUUGUUGUAUCUGGAUAAAUAAGCUCGAAAAUUUCACAAUCAUUCCGUUCGUAUAUGUUUAGGUGUCGAACAGUUGUCGGCUUGUUUAGUUUUCCAGUUCGAAACUCCCCGCUUGGGUCUCAAGUUACUUAUUUACCCUGAGUACCUCUCAUAUAUUGUAUAAACACAGACAUUCGUCUCUUGAAAACUCCGCUCAAGCUGAUUAGAGCUUCACACAGGUGUUAUAUAUACAGAAUGGUAGAAAGCCCACCAGAUGGGAGUGGCUAAGUGCUAAGUUGCGCCAGUUGUGCAUAUUUUGGCAUGGAGAGAAAUUCCUAAGGCUUUUUUUUAACAAGCAAACACAUUUUAUAUAAUAAAAUAUAAAAAGUUUUAUACAAAAAGUUUCUUUACCGUUUUUAUGAACCUCAGUUAAUAUUCAAAUACUUUAUAAUGUUAUUAUCCAAUAUGAUACCCCUCAAAGUGUCACAUGAACGGCAAUAAAAAUUUUUUAAGCGAAAGUUGGAUGGAUUAAAACUUGUUGUUUAUUUGCUUUGGAUUUUUCAAUGAUUUUAAUAUCGCAUGGGGGCUCCUUAACGGACAUUAAAUGCAAAAUCAAACAACUGCGCUAUGUGAUCGCCAUAAUAAUCGUAACAAUAAAGGCAAAUAUGGUCCAUCUGUAUGAACAACCCAUACGGGCGGGUCAUGUCCGUCCCAUUAGCGUUUGCUGCGUUGAUGGGGAUGUGCAACAAAUUGAAAGUAAAUAACACAGAACGACAAUAAAAAAUACUGCGUUAUUGCAAAAGGCAAACUGCACUCGCCGGACGAUAUGGCAAAUUAAUUAGUUAUACAAAAAUGGUAGACCAUAAAACGCUGUGCUAAAAAAAGAGUGAAACGCGAUGGUAUUUGUGUGUGUGUGUAUGUGUGUGCCAAAUAAAAUUCAAAUUAUGCACAAGUGAAUAAUUGUGGCAUUUUAAUGGCAGCCCUUGCUAAUAUAAAUACAAAUAAAGUAUGGCUUUUCGUUUUUAAUUUAGCCCUGGAGGCCCAUAAAAAAGCAAAGUAAAGUUUUAGCUAGACAAAAGUAUUUGAACCCUUCGACCUUUUUUUCGUGAGUGUGCGUGUUGGCGCCAUCUAGCGGCCAAUAAAUAACAUGAAAAACCCAAAUAUUAUGGAAUGCAGCAGUUCCUUAAACAACAACAACAACAACAACAACAACAUCAUCAGCAGCAACAAUGGCGGCAAUAUCAACGGAAACGGAAAUGGAAAUGGAAAUGGCGGGACUAGCGAACAGCGCCCCCUAUCGGGCAAAGCCCAUGCAGCAUCUCCACCGCCCAACAACAACAACAACAGCAUCAACAACAACAACACGAUCGUCCGCUACAACAAACUGAACUCCGGCAGCUCCUCCGCGAACUCAUCGCCGCCACAUCAUCAGCAGCAGCACUCGCCGCCGCCGCUGCACCACCAGAACCACCAGAGCCACCCGAACCACCCACUCCACCCGUCAGCCCUGUCCACAAACAUGGCCACAAAUGGCCAUCAGUUGUAUCCGGCGAUAACGGCAACGUAUUGGCUGCCGCCACCGAAUCCGGCGCCAUAUUUAGUUCCAGAGCGAAAACUUUUCGUCGGCAUGCUGAACAAAAAGUACACCGAGGCCGAUGUGAGGCAGCUCUUCACGGGCCACGGAACCAUCGAGGAGUGCACCGUGCUCCGGGAUCAAGCUGGCCAGAGCAAGGGCUGCGCCUUCGUCACAUUCGCCACCAAGCAGAACGCCAUCGGAGCCAUCAAGGCCCUCCACCAAAGUCAAACCAUGGAGGGCUGUUCGGCUCCGCUGGUCGUAAAGUUUGCGGACACGCAAAAGGAGAAGGACCAAAAGAAGAUGCAGCAGAUCCACGCCUUCUGCGGCAUCAACGCCUCGAGCGGAGCGUCGGCAGGUGCGGCCACGCCCACCAUCAAUGCGGCCACAGCACUGAUAGCCGCCCCGCCCACGGCGGUACGUCCGAAUCCUUCGAUGGCGGCCGCUUUGGCGGCAGUGCCGCAGGUUCAGCAGGCCGGAGCUGCAGCGGCUGCACAAACCACACUGGUUCCCAUGAACUCGUCGAGUGCCCUUAGUGCAUCGUUAACGCCCAAUCUCCUGGCCAGCAACGCCCAUCAGGGAGCGGCGGCAGCGGCCCAAACAACUUUGGUUCCCAUGAACUCCUACUUGGGAGCGGAUCCCACGACGGCGGCCCACCUGCAACUCUACCAGCAACUCCACGGAUACGGACUGAGUCCGGCGCACUAUCUGCCAGGACUAAAUUUCCACCACCCACCGGAAAACAGUGCCCACCACAGCCAACCCGGUCCCGCCGGUGGCGCCUCACCAGCAGCAUCUCUAUCGGCUGCCGCAGGGAUCCCUACCGCCGGGCAUGCUCCUGGCGCUGGACUGCUCGCCGCUCCAUCCCUGUCUAUGCAGAAUCUGGUAACCCUGCUAGCCGCGCCCUCCGCCCACCACCAACUGACCCUCGCCAACGCCACCGCCCACCAUCAAACAAGCAGCAGCACCACCACCACCGCCACCACCAACAACAACAACCACACAAGGUCGCAGCUAAUGGGUCACACGGCCACGCCCACUCAGCCGGGGGGCGGGGGCCAAACGCUGACCUUGAACGCGCUGUGGCCUACAAGUGCUGCAGACCCCUAUGCAUCCUCCCUGAGCGGACUUUCAAAUGGAGCUGCCUACGGUGCCACAUCGCAACCUCUGACAGCCAGCGCCCUUCAAGCGGCAGCUGCGGGUGUGGCUGGCAAGCAGGUCGAAGGUCCCGAUGGCAGCAAUCUAUUCAUUUAUCACCUACCUCAGGAGUUUAUUGACACGGAUCUCGCGUCGACAUUUCUGCCCUUCGGCAACGUACUGUCGGCCAAGGUGUUCAUCGAUAAGCAGACCAACCUGUCGAAGUGCUUCGGCUUUGUGUCCUACGACAAUCCACAUUCUGCCAACGCGGCCAUCCAGGCGAUGCAUGGCUUUCAAAUCGGCACAAAGCGGCUGAAGGUCCAACUGAAACGUUCCAAGGAUGCGGCCAAGCCGUACUAACAUGGCUUAAAUGGGCGUGGCCAAGGCACCCAAAGCACACCAAUAAUUCACAAAAAAAAAAAAUGGAGGAAACUAGUUUAAACAAUUGUGCCUUUAAAGCAAUGUUCUGAAACCAAAGGACCAAUUACAAAAUGUAGAUUUUAAGUCACAAAACUAAAGAUAAAUAGAAAGCUUACAAAUCAAGUUCUCGAGUGCACAAAAAUGAACCGCAAAAAUCAACCCUACCAAAGAAGUGGCUUAGAAGUUACAUCCUUGUUUCAAUCACAUUUGCUGAAGACCAUCAACCAUUUUCAUGAAAUCUAACUUACUGUUCAACGUGGUCGGCAAACAAGUCCUAAAAAUACAAUUGAACCAAAAUAAAAUGCAACCAGUUUCAUGCUACGUUGUGGCGCUAAAGUAUUUUUCAAAGCCAAAUAGUUAAGCAAACAAAUCGAGAAAAUCAACACUGAAGAGGGAAACUAUUUUUUGCACUAAUCAAACGAUACAAUUUAGAAAAUUAAUGUUUAGUUAAAAGUUAAGGAAAUUUUAUAAUAAAAUUGAAUAGAGCACAAGCCAACAAAAACAUUCGAAAUUCCGUUCGUAGAGAAAAGCAAAGGGAUAGUAAAACAAAUACACUAAAAAAAUGCAUUAAAAGAGCUGUUAAAAACCAUGUGAAAAGCAAAAAACAAUUACCUAAAUUGUUUUACUAAAAGGAAGCCAAGAACUUAAUAUGCGUCGAAAAAUAAUUCACUUUUAGUUUAACCUCUAUAUCCUUCUUUAUUUUAAAUCUAUUUUGUAUGCACAAAUAGUUUUAAACUAAAACAAAAUCCGCAGCUAAAUUUUGUCAAAUAUGUACUUAAAUUGCACUUGGCGUAAGAGAGCAAAUAUAAAUUUGAAAAAAGUCAGACAUAUUAAAGUGUAAGCAAAUUAGACUAUAAGUAAUUUAACAUUUUACUGAAAGGUGUAAAAAGUGAAGCAAAUCAAGUGGUUUCAAAAAUUUAAAAAUAAAUAUUAAAAAUAAAUAAUGAAUAUUAAAAUAUA